Micropterus salmoides (largemouth bass) is the source of this 2280-nucleotide messenger RNA. Its product is annotated as N-alpha-acetyltransferase 80. NCBI's taxonomy places the organism in Eukaryota, Metazoa, Chordata, Actinopteri, Centrarchiformes, Centrarchidae. Gene Ontology annotation, molecular function: acetyl-CoA binding; N-acetyltransferase activity. Gene Ontology annotation, cellular component: cytoplasm. Bases 228 to 1205 code for a protein of 325 amino acids. The record is from RefSeq and is a predicted model, not a curated record. The transcript has 2 exons. Gene Ontology annotation, biological process: protein acetylation.
CCCAUCCACAGGGUGGCAGAUAUGACCUCUUAGACAACAGCACUUCCUCCUCUCACAGAAGGAGCGGUGGUUUGAACCUGAACAAACUGACCGUGGAUCAGAUAUCACUGACAUUUAUCAGCUGCUGUCCCUGAGUUGAAAGAAUAAAAGCCGACCACAGAUCAGCUGUUGCUCAUACAUGUGAGCUCUGAAGAGGACGACUAUCAGCAGCGAACCGCGAGACUAAAAUGUCUGAACCAUUAACCUCAACAAACUCCAAACCGGAGAGUCAAGGGGAGCUGACCACUGAUCUGCACCCCAACUCAACAUUGGACUGUCAGACAAAAUAUGAGAGACAAGUUACAGAGAAGCUGCAUGGUGACUCUGAACAAUCACAGAAGAUCCGUGCAGUCCCGAUCCACCGGCGACCUGACCUGCUGGUUCCCUGUGCGGACCUGGUCAACUCCGAGUGGCAGAGGAGCCAGGCCGCCCGGGUUCACUCCCUCCAGAAAUCCUGUCCAGAGUUCCCCAUCUGCUUGGUUCUCCUGCAGGGCCACCGAGAGACAGAGCGGCUGGUCGGCCACGCACGCCUCUCCCGGGUGGUAGGUCACAACAGCAGCCUGUUCGUCGAGUCGGUGGUUGUGUCCAGGGCGGAGCGAGGGAAGGGCUAUGGCCGGACUCUGAUGGAAGAGGUUGAGCGCUACGCCAAAAGCAGAGCUUUCAAGCGCCUGUGCCUGACCACCCACGAUAAACAGCACUUCUACGCCCACCUCGGCUAUGUGCUGUCCACGCCGGUGCAGAACGCAGGCGCCAUGACUGCUUUUGUUCCCAUGGAGAUGCUUUUGAGGUUCUCCAGAAUGCCGAGUGAAGAGGCGAACACAAAGAAACAAACGGCAGCAACAAAGAUGGAUCCUCAAGUACCACAUGGGACCAAAGACUCAAGAGGUGCUUGUGUUGUAGGGUCACCUCCACCUUCUAGUUUACCUCAUCCUCCCACCAUCUCUCCUCCUCUUCCUCUUCCUUCCAUCCCUCCUCCACCACCUCCUCCUCCUCCUCUUCCUCUUCCUUCCAUCCCUCCACCACCACCUCCUCCUUCCAUCCCAUCUCCACCACCUCCACCUCCUCCUCCUCAGUCUACAGGAGAGCUUGUAGUUCAGACUCUGACUGAAACUCCCUACAGAGACGCCAAAGGAGUUCCCAUCUAUUGGAUGCACAAAGACAUUUGACGAACAAUCAGAUGCACUUAGGAAUGCGUUCAUCCACAUUAUUGCAGACACAGCCAGUAUGUUCAUAUGUGCACACAACAAAAGACAGGAACAUAUGUUCAAACAUUUAAAGAGUAAACACCAUUAAUGGUCUCUCAGACAGAAAACAAGUAAUGGUGUGUCAUUCACUGCUAUCAUACAGUCACAACAUGUCUCUGUCACGGUCUUGGGCUCAGCCACAGAGAACACUCAGACACAAACACAUAAGUGCACACACGGGCUCAAACGUACAGCCAGAGCUAUGCUGAAAGCUUCCAAACAAAGAUCAUCAUUUAAUACUGCCGUGAACAUCAUAAGACACUUAAGACCUCAACCAGUGUUUUAUUUUCAUCGUGUGGGCCUUCAUUCUUAUUGGAUGACAUCUGUCAAGUCUAAUGAAGCAGAUAAAGGAGCUGGUUGCUGGUAGUAACAGUUCACUCCACACUUGUUCUCACUUCCCAGUAUCUGAUUUUGAUAAUUAACAUAAAACUGCUUGCAGUGCGUGCAGUGGAGUGCCUGUGUCUAACCCGGGCCUGGUAAAUCCCUGUAUGUCUGCAUUGAAACGGUGAAUAAAUUAGAAAUGGUGGCCAACACUAUAAAAAAUGAACCAGGUUGUACAAUGAGUGGAGCUACCUAAAUACUGAUUAUUGUUACUUCACUUGGAUGUUUCUGCUUCACUGGGCAGCGUGAUGCAUGUUUCACAUUUAUUUGCUGAAAGGGGAGAAAAGUUUUGCUGUGUUCACUUUAAGCUUGACCGUGAAAGCUUAGUAGUGAUACAUUUUUUAGAUUUAAAAAAUAAAUGCUUUGGCUCAUCCAAACAACCAAUGAAAUUACUUUUACCUUCUUAGCAUCUCUGCCCCUCAAUAAUGUUGCCAAAUUCCAGUCUAUAUCUGCUGCUAUUAAAUAAUAUGAAGCUGUAAUGUUGAACUUGAGGUCUGAUUGUGCCUUUUGUUUAAGUUUGAAAGACCUGUUAUGUUGAUGAAAAUGAUGCCUUGUAUUACAUCUGAUGUUUAAGUUAUGAAUAAUUUGGAAAUAAAGCAAAUUUAUUUUUAAUGAA